CAUAUUUCCUACUACAAAUUCAACAUUUUCAGUGUAUUCGGUGGAAAAAUGAUCCGAUACUUUGACAUAAUCGUGAAGCCAUACCUGGAACUUAAUCUCUCUGAAACUGAAGUCACCUAUAUUUUAUGUCAAAUCGUCUGGAAUUAUGGCUUUAGGCCACUUUC
Caenorhabditis elegans is the source of this 164-nucleotide messenger RNA. Lineage: Eukaryota; Metazoa; Nematoda; Chromadorea; Rhabditida; Rhabditidae. The record is from the annotation of a RefSeq genome assembly.